AUGUCUGUCGACAGCGUCAAAACCGACUCCGACGCUCACAUGGAGAAAGUCACGCCCAACACACCCGCCGUUGAUCUAGAAGCCAUCGGCGAACGCGAGGGCUACAUCCUAGACACGACACUCGCCCAGAACCAAGACUUAAAAACAACAGCAGACGGGAAAACAAUCCUCAUCCCACAGCCCAGCGACUCACCCAAUGACCCUCUUAAUUGGAGCCCGUUCCGCAAACACUUGAUUCUGAUUAUCAUUUCUUGCACGGCUUUCUUGCCUGAUUAUGGGAGUGCGACGGGUGCUGUUACCCUCGUGCCGCAGGGGAAAGAGUGGAACAUGGACCCCAACGUCGUGAAUCACUCACAAGUCGGCAACGUUUUCAUGCUCGGAGCAGCUGGUCCCAUCAUCGUCGCUCUUUCGGCUUAUUUCGGCCGGUUUCCGAUUCUUUUUUGGUGGGCUUUACUUGCUCUUGCGACGGCUGUUUGGUGUGCUGCUGCACAGAGCUUCGAGUCGUUCAUGGCCGCACGCAUCCUCAACGGCUUUUUCUCAACCGUCGCGCAGGGAGGCGGCCUAAUGUUCAUAAAAGACAUGUUCUUCUUCCACGAACACGCGCGCAAAAUAAACAUCUGGUCCGGCUUCAUAAUCCUAUCACCCUACAUGGGCCCUCUCCUCGCCUCAUUCAUAGUAAACACGCAAAUCUGGCAAUGGGCCUUCGGCCUCUACGCAAUCGAAACAGGCCUCUGUCUGGCAGCAAUAACCCUCUUCGUCGACGAAACGUACUACGACCGCAAAACCGUGCAGCCGGAAUUAGUCCCGAAUGGACCGCGCUGGCAGCGCAUGCUGGGCAUCCAGCAGGUGCGCUCGGGGUAUAUCCAGAACAGCUUUUCCGAGGCGGUCAUGCGGCCUGUGACAAUUAUCCUUAAGCCUGUUGUCUUUGUCACGGCGUUUGCGUAUCUGCUUAUGUUUGCUUGGGUCGUUGGUAUCAACACUACGCUGAGUAUCUUCCUAGCGCCUGUUUAUGGGUUUGAUGCAAAGGCGAUCGGCUUCUUCUACUUCACGCCCGUCGUAGCCGCUAUUCUCGGCGAAGUGGCCGGCCACUGGCUGCAUGAUUUUAUAGCAAAGACAUACACAACCCGAAACGGGGGCCGCUUUGAGCCCGAGGCCCGGUUUUACGCUGUAUGGUUCUCGAUGCCAUUUCUUGUUUCGGGACUGGUGUUGAUGGGGUUUGCGCUGGAGCGCGAGUAUCACUAUAUGCUUGCUGCGCUGGGGUGGGGGCUGUACGUAUUCGGGAUCAUGGUCGUGACUGUUGCGAUCAAUUCGUAUGUUUUGGACAGUUAUCCCGAGGCGAGUGGGGAGGUUGCUGCUUGGGUGAAUUUUGGGAGGACUUGUGGGGGGGUUUAUUGUUAG
Molecule: messenger RNA, 1398 nt
Organism: Penicillium manginii
Lineage: Eukaryota; Fungi; Ascomycota; Eurotiomycetes; Eurotiales; Aspergillaceae
Exons: 5
Coding region: 1-1398 (465 amino acids)
Biological process (GO): transmembrane transport
Molecular function (GO): transmembrane transporter activity
Source: RefSeq, a predicted model, not a curated record